AUGGCGAACCGUACCUUUACAUUUGCAGAAGGCCAGCCAAUUGCAGACCCAUCGGUCAGUACAACGUUGCCUACUAUUGGCGGCGGCGGCCUCACGACACUGGGUGACACGCUACUCAUUGAGACACUUUCGCACUUCAACCGCGAACGCAUUCCCGAAAGAGUCGUUCAUGCUAAAGCUGCAGGCGCUUGGGGAGAAUUCGAGGUUACAAAUGACAUUUCUUCCUUCACAUCGGCCAAGUUCCUCAACGGGGUUGGCAAGAAAACCCCCGUUUUGUUCCGUGCAAGCACUACCGGUGGUGAAAAGGGUAGUGCAGACACUGUCCGUGAUGUGCGAGGCUUCUCUGUCAAGUUUUUCACAGAGGAGGGUAAUCACGAUAUUGUAGGAAACCACAUUCCUGUGUUCUUUGUUCGCGAUCCUAUGAGGUUUCCCUCUCUCAACAGAAGCCAUAAGAGAAAUCCUGCCACCAACCUACAGGAUUGGACCAUGUUCUGGGAUUUCCACGCGAACCAACCCGAAAGUGUUCAUGCUCUGAUGCACCUUUUUAGCAAUCGGGGGAUUCCUGAUUCCAUCCGCCGAAUGACAGGGUUCGGUAUACACACCUUUAAGAUGGUAUCAGCUGAUGGUGGCUUCCGAUACUGCAAAUUCCACUUCCGGCCGACCCAGAGUAUCACACACUUCUCUAAUCAGGAAGCUACGCGCAUGGCUGGCGCAAACGCCGACUUCCACACUCAGGAUUUGUGGGAUGCUAUUGCUCGAGGAGAGUUGCCGGCCUGGAAACUCUACGUGCAGGUCAUGGAGCCCGAGCAGGCUGAAACCUACGGCCGUGCUCUGUUUGAUAUCACCAAAGUUUGGCCCCACAAGGAUUUCCCCUUGAUCGAAGUUGGCCAAAUGACUCUUAACAAGAAUCCGGAGAACUAUUUUGCCGAGAUCGAGCAAGCGGCAUUUUCACCUUCGAAUAUGGUGCCCGGCAUUGCAAUGACUCCUGACCCUAUGUUGCAGGCGCGCAUGUUCGCCUACCCCGACGCCCAGCGAUACCGUCUCGGAGUGAACUAUACACAGCUUCCUCCAAACCGUGCAAUUUGCCCAGUAUACGCACCAUUCGAGCGCGACGGUAUGGGAACCGUGACCCGAAACUAUGGUGGUGAUCCCAACUAUGUGCGGAGCUCACUGAGUCCUGGCGUCCCCAGCCAGACUGUCUCCAACGUACGACACACUGAGCGCAUCUUGCGCAACGCUGUUCUCGGCCAUAAUGAGAUCCUAGUUGACGAUGAGGAUUUCAUUCAGCCACGAGACCUGUGGAACAGGGUCUUUGAUGAGGCUGAGAGAAGGCAGUGGGUAUCAAAUGUGUCGGAGACUUUAGAAGACCUACCUGAUCAGCUCAAGGAUGCUGUCACUGCCAUGUUCAGCAAGGUCGAUCCCCGUCUUGGUCAGCUGUUAGAAGCUAAGGCCAAGAACAAUUCUCGUCUCUAG
This is a messenger RNA of Penicillium digitatum Pd1, 1473 nucleotides long. RefSeq names its product catalase. Gene Ontology annotation, molecular function: heme binding; catalase activity. The record is from RefSeq and is a predicted model, not a curated record. Gene Ontology annotation, biological process: hydrogen peroxide catabolic process; response to hydrogen peroxide. NCBI's taxonomy places the organism in Eukaryota, Fungi, Ascomycota, Eurotiomycetes, Eurotiales, Aspergillaceae. Gene Ontology annotation, cellular component: mitochondrion; peroxisome; cytoplasm.